Anolis sagrei ordinatus is the source of this 2026-nucleotide messenger RNA. NCBI's taxonomy places the organism in Eukaryota, Metazoa, Chordata, Lepidosauria, Squamata, Anolidae. The record is from RefSeq and is a predicted model, not a curated record.
AUUUUCCAGGAGGAAGCCUCCUUUCUCGCCCAGGGAAGGAGCCUCUCUCUCUCUCUUCGCCUUUGGAUGGCGUCUCUCCGGAGAAGGGAAAUGAGGAUUCUGUGGAGCCACCCCUUGGAUGCAGCAAUGAAAUCAAUAAUAUAGGAAGAAGAACAUCUCUCUAGGUGAGGGUCUUGCUGAAAUCUUGACCUCACGUACAGACAAGGAAGGAAAAAAGAAGACUGAAGCAUCUGUAUUGCAAUUAAACACCCAUAUCAUGGCUGACAUAAAGGAGAAAGCAUGUAUAUGCCUGGAAUGUGGGAAGAAUUUCACUCGGAAGAGUUAUCUGAAGCAACAUCAAAGGACUCACACGGGGGAGAAACCAUAUACAUGCCUGGAGUGUGGAAAGAGCUUCACUGAGAGUACAAGUCUACGUAAACAUCAAAGGAUUCACACUGGGGAAAAACCCUAUACGUGCCUGGAGUGUGGGCAGAGCUUCACUCACAGUGAUAGUUUACAUACACAUCAAAGGGUUCACACUGGGGAAAAGCCCUAUACAUGCCUGGAGUGUGGGCAGAGCUUCACUAAAAGUGGAAAUCUACAUAGACACAAAAGGAUUCACACUGGGGACAAACCCUAUACAUGCCUGGAGUGUCGAAAGAGCUUUGCUCAGAGUUCAGAUCUACGUUCACAUCGAAGGAUUCACACUGGGGAGAAACCCUAUACAUGCCUGGAGUGUGGAAAGAGCUUUGCUCACAGUACAGUUCUACUAUUCCAUCAAAGGAUUCACACUGGGGAGAAACCCUAUACAUGCUUGGAGUGUGGAAAGAGCUUUGCUCAGAGUUCAGGUCUACGUUCACAUCAAAGGACUCACGCUGGGGAGAAACCCUAUAAAUGCCUGGAGUGUGGAAAGAGCUUCACUAUGAGUGGAAGUCUACGUUUACAUCAAAGGACUCACACAGGGGAGAAACCCUAUACAUGCCUGGAGUGUGGAAAGAGGUUCACUGUGAGUUCAAGUCUACGUUCACAUCAAAGGACUCACACUGGGGAGAAACCCUAUACAUGCCUGAAGUGUGGAAAGAGCUUCACUGAGAGUGGAAGUCUACGUAAACAUCAAAGGAUUCACACUGGGGAGAAACCCUAUACAUGCCUGGAGUGUGAGCAAAGCUUCACCACAAGUGGAAAUCUACAUAAACACCAAAGGACUCAUACUGGGGAGAAACCCUAUACAUGCCUGGAGUGUGGAAAGAGCUUCACUGAGAGUGGAGAUCUACAUUUACAUCAAAGGAUUCACACGGGAGAGAAACCCUAUACAUGCCUGGAGUGUGGGCAGAGCUUCACUACAAGUGGGAGUCUACGUUCACAUCAAAGGAUUCACACUGGAGAGAAACCCUAUAAAUGCCUUGGUUGUGGAAAGAGCUUCACUAAGAGUUCAAAUCUAGAUUCACAUCAAAGGACUCACACUGGAGAGAAACCUUAUACAUGCCUGGAGUGUGGAAAGAGCUUCACUCAGAGUUCACAUCUAUAUUCACAUCAAAGGACUCACACUGGAGAGAAACCUUAUGCAUGCCUGGAGUGUGGAAAGAGCUUUGCUCAGAGUUCACAUCUAUAUUCACAUCAAAGGACUCACUGGGGAGAAACCCUGUAAACACACAGUGUGUGGGAAAAGCUUCUCUGAGAGUAGAAAUCUACAUAGACAUAGAAUCCACACUGGAGAGAACAGUGGUGUUUGACCCUAAAGAGUGUUUCCCAGAUAGAGCUUUCCAGAAUUUUCAUGUUGGUGAAACACUUUUUAGACAUGCAUCCUUUUGUGACACAGUAAUUUAGUUGAACUAGCAAACCAGAGGUUAAACAGCCUCAUAUAAGAUAUUCAAUAUAAUACUAUAUUACAUAAUAUUAGCUGUAUCCAAUGCUGUGGCCCAUUUUGGAGCAAUGGGAAAAGAGAAAAGUGUAAGAGCUGAUUUCUAAGCUAUCAGUACACAACUGAAGUGGCAAAGUGUCAACAUAAAAUAGGCGCAUUUUAUUCUCGUGACCAAAGAAUUAUAUG